AUGAGAUCAAUAUACGAGGACGAUGACGAGCAGCGCUACCGACGCGCGCAACAAGAGUUCGUUUCAAAUCUCGGCGGGAGUUCGCCUCAAGAAAUAAUAAUAGUAAUUUUACCAAAUAUACUUACAAUUAUUUUUUUAUCAACAAUUACCUCAUUACUAAACAAUAAAAUAGACCGCAAUAUUUUACCAAUAAUUGAAUUUAUUAUCACAAUAAUUCCAUCCAUUUUAUGUCUCACCAUUUUAUCAAAUUAUACAUUACUCAUUAGUUUAACAAUAACUAUCCUAACAAUAAUCAACUACUCAAUCAUCUACAUACUACGUCAUAAAUUAUCCAUAAAUAUCAGCAAUAAAAAAAAUGAAUUCAAAAAAUCAUUUAUAACAAAUUUUCGCGCGCUAACAAAUAUAUUAACUUGUAUUUGUAUAUUAGCCGUUGAUUUUAAUAUAUUUCCACGAAAAUACGCGAAAACGGAAUUAUAUGGCUACAGUUUAAUGGAUACCGGCGUCGGUUUAUUCAUAAUUGCCAACGCAAUAGUGUCGCCCCAAACAAAAGACUUUAUUAAUAAUAAUAAUGGUAAUAAAAAAAUAAAAUUAAUACGUAAAUUUGCAUUAAAUGCCAAAAAAUGUACCAAAGAUACUGCGCCAUUACUAAUAUUAGGAAUCGGACGCAUCAUAGCCGUUGAAUAUUCAAAUUAUCAUAAUCAUGUUUCUGAGUAUGGUGUGCAUUGGAAUUUUUUUUUAACAUUAGCAUUUGUUAAAAUAUUUAUAAGCACAAUAACAAGCGCUAUUAGCUCUAGUUUGUCAUUAAUAUCAGGCCUGUGGAUAUUAAUAAUGCACGAGUAUGCGUUAAAUACAAAAGGGUUAAAAGAAUGGCUAUUAGGCGACACACCGCGCAAUGAUUUUGUAUCAGCGAAUCGCGAAGGAAUUGUAUCUGUACCAGGUUACGUUGGUUUAUAUUUAAUAGGCAUUGCGUUGGGACGUUUAAUUUACUCAACUUAUAAUAAUAAUGACGAUAAUUACGGAUUUAUGAAGCGCUUUGGUGUGCAGAUGAAAUUGUUAGGUAAAAAAGUAUCAUUUGAAUACACAAAGCCAAUGAUUUUGUGUAUUAAACUGUCGAUUAUAGCGCCGCAAGCUUGUGGACUGACUAUUUUUUGCAACUGGCAGUAUGGGAUUUCCCGGCGUAUGGCGAAUUUUGGUUACUGCGCAUGGAUUGUUACGCUGAGUACCAUUUUGUUGACUUUACUGCUGCUUGCUGAGAUAUUAAUUGAUAUUUUGAUAUUUAUUGUCGCUGGAGAUGAUAAUAAAAGUGAGGGUGGAGAUAAAAAUAAGGAUGGAAAUAAGAAAAAAAAGAAAAAUGUUAAAUUUGAUGAUAAAUUUAAUAUGAAGGAUAAUUGGAAGAGAGAUAGAGAUGUUGAGGACAUUUAUAAUGAAGAAGUAAUGAGAAAAUCUCCGAUUAUUUUCCAAGCUGUUAAUUACAAUGGACUUAUAUUUUUUUUAAUCUCGAAUUUAUUGACUGGAAUUGUUAAUUUAAGAAUAAAAACUUUGUAUGUCGAUGAAUACAAUGCGGUAUUAUUAAUUUGUUCGUAUGUUGCUAUUUGUAUUUUCAGUGUUUUUGUAUUGUAUCGUUAUAAUAUUAAAUUAAAAUUGUAAUUAUUUAUU
Microplitis mediator is the source of this 1656-nucleotide messenger RNA. RefSeq lists its product as uncharacterized. The transcript has a single exon. Gene Ontology annotation, cellular component: membrane; endoplasmic reticulum. The record is from RefSeq and is a predicted model, not a curated record. The coding region runs from base 1 to 1647 and encodes 548 amino acids. Gene Ontology annotation, biological process: protein localization to plasma membrane; GPI anchor biosynthetic process. Gene Ontology annotation, molecular function: glucosaminyl-phosphatidylinositol O-acyltransferase activity. Lineage: Eukaryota; Metazoa; Arthropoda; Insecta; Hymenoptera; Braconidae.